This is a messenger RNA of Ramularia collo-cygni, 4299 nucleotides long. RefSeq lists its product as uncharacterized. The record is from RefSeq and is a predicted model, not a curated record. Gene Ontology annotation, molecular function: phosphopantetheine binding; catalytic activity. Gene Ontology annotation, cellular component: cytoplasm. Gene Ontology annotation, biological process: secondary metabolite biosynthetic process; amino acid activation for nonribosomal peptide biosynthetic process. The transcript has a single exon. The coding region runs from base 1 to 4299 and encodes 1432 amino acids. Lineage: Eukaryota; Fungi; Ascomycota; Dothideomycetes; Mycosphaerellales; Mycosphaerellaceae.
AUGGACUGGAUAUACUGCGAUAGCCUCGAAGAUUAUGCGUCUGCAGCCUCGCAGCGCAAAGUUGAACUCGGUGGUCGUUUGACUUGGGUCGCUUUGGUCAAAAGGCCAGAGGAUGGUGAACACGAUCUGAUCUGGACGAUGCACCACUCUCUCUACGACGCGUGGAGUUUCAGCCUCAUGCUCGGGCAUUUGGAAAAUUUCUACAGCCCUAACGUCAACUACGAAGAUCCAUUGUCAUUCACAGACUUUAUCCGCCACAUGACACAUAGCGGAUCCGAGUCCUCAUUGCAGUUCUGGAGAAACCAACUCCAUGAAGCAGCAUGUCAGCACUUCCCCGCCGUUCCUUCAUCGUACGAUCCAAGCCCUGAUACCAUCAAGACGUAUUUGUUGAAUGACGUGAAGUGGGGCGAGAUUUCGUGGUCCAAGGACAUUCUCAUACGGGCAGCUCUGGCGCUGUUAAUGGCCUGCCAUACUGAGCAAGAAGAUGUGGUAUUUGGUGUGGUAAGCGCAGGCCGCAAGGCUCCCGUGCAAGGUAUCGAGCGCAUGGUGUUUCCAACUCUUGCAACGAUGCCUCUACGUAUUCGAAUAGACCGCCACAUCACGCUGGGGGCGUUUCUGCAACAGCUUCGCGAUCAAAGACGUAGCAUGUACGCUCACGAACACACUGGCUCACAGCAUAUUCGACGGCUUGGUAGCGGAGAGGCACACUGCUGCUUGUUCCAAACCUUGCUCGUUGUGCAGGCGGGUCAGGAAAGCGAUGCGGAAAGCUCUUUGUUAACGCCAGCAGAUGGGCCAAACCGACGCGCUGAUCGAUUGCUAGAUUUUGCCAGUUCGGCAUUGACGUUUGAAUGUGAACCAAACGCCACAGGUCUGGUCGUCCAUGCAAGCUUUGAUGCUGGGGUUGUCGCUCCUAAGGCUGCGGAACGACUAUGCCGUCAGCUAGGUCAUAUCUUGCAAGCUCUAUGCGAGCUGGGGCGAAAUGCAUCAGAAGUUCUAUUAGCAGAUAUUACAAUGCUCGGUCGACACGAUUUGGCAAAUAUCUGGCACUGGAACCCUCCACCACCAUUGCUCGAAGAUAGACUACUACACGAGGUGGUUCUCGGAACGGUGGCAGCAUCGCCUAACACCCCAGCGGUCCACGCUUGGGAUGGUGUGUUCACGUAUCAUGAACUAGACGAACUCUCGAAUCAAAUCGCAGACAUUCUGAUAACGGCUGGCAUUGGCCAUGGAUCAGUGGUUACGAUCUGCUCACAGAAGUCCAAGUGGAUCCCCAUAGCGAUCCUUGGUGUGCUCAGGAGCGGUGCUUGCUUUGCCACAAUCGAGUUUUCUGCCCCAGCAAGACGUGCAGCAAGCAUAUUGAGCAAGACUGGCGCUACCUUUCUGCUCACAGCGUCUCCGGACUCGCUUCCAGAGCUUCCAGAUGACAUAGUCUGUUACGACCUUCGCAAUUUGCCAAUUUCGGGACCUCCACCAACUCAUGGCCGCUCUACGAACAUCUCGCCGUCCGAUCCCGCCUACAUUUGUUUCACCUCCGGAAGCACAGGAGAGCCCAAAGGCAUCGUGGUUCAACACGGGGCUGCAUCCACAAACUUGAGUGCAAACGCGGACGUCUACAACAUUUCCCCCACGACUCGAACACUCAGCUACUCCUCCCUAGCGUUCGACGCGUCCAUGUUCGAGGUAUUCUGUACCCUCUUCCGAGGCGGGUGCCUCUGUAUUCCCUCCGAAGAGGAGAACAUGAUCGAUAGGCUUCCUGAAUUCAUCAGCCAAGGUGGCGUCAACACCGCCUUCCUCACACCUGCAGUACUGAGGCAGUACUGCCCUGCCGACUUACCUACGAUGGAAACCUUGAUAUGUGGCGGAGAAGCAGUAGGUGAGGAUCUGGCGAGGAUGUGGGCGGGGAAGGUUAAUUUCUUUUCCGGAUACGGCCCUACGGAGACCAUAGUGAUGAGUGUCGCGCACCGAGUAAAGCCAGAUGACAAAGGCCCGCCUGCUAUUGGGAGGGGAAUCGCAGCGAACACCUGGGUUGUAGACCCGAAUGAUCACAACGUGCUGCAGAUGGUAGGAGCCGUUGGAGAGCUGCUUAUUGAAGGAGGAACGCUCGCUAAGGGGUAUCUGGACGACCCGGAGCGCACUGCUGCCUCUUUCUUGGAGAAUCCGCACUGGCUGUUACAAGGCAACGCGGAUGGAAUGGGAGGACGCUGUGGGCGUGUUUACAAGACUGGGGACUUGGUUCGAUAUCGUGAAGAUGGCUCGCUCGACUUCUGUGGAAGAGCAGACACGCAAGUCAAGAUCAGGGGUCAGAGAGUGGAGUUGGCUGAGAUCGAGGUGUUGGCUCGACACAGUAUCCCAACAGAUCUGAUCAAGGCAAUCGCUGUUGAGUAUACUCCGGUCAAGGAUGGCAGUAGCAACAUUUUGUUGGCUUUCGUAGUACCGGCAGACGAGGCCCUUGUCAACGAAGAUGUGGCACGGAAAGCUGUAGAGCAUGCGUACCGUGGACUUACGCAGCGAUUAUCAUCAUACAUGAUUCCGACACACCUCAUGCUGAUCAAAAACAUACCGACAACAGUGUCUGGAAAGGUUGACCGCAAGAAGUUACAGAAGUUGGCCAAGUCGACUGCGCUGGCAGAUAUGCAUGCUAUGUCUUCUGCGACGUCWUCAACCGCCGGCGGGGACAAUAGGAAGCCAUCGACUGUCAUGGAAUUGAAGAUGCAGGAGCUGUGGGCAUCCGUCGUCGGUAGAGAGCCCGAAGGGAUUACAACCGAGCACACGUUCCUCGAGCUAGGAGGUGAUUCGAUAUUGGCGAUGCGGUUAGUAGGUCUCGCACGGCAGCAUGGCAUCCAGCUUCGAACUUCAGAUAUUCUACAGCAACAGAACCUGGCUGAGAUUGCCCGAAAUGCUGUCCGUAUGGAUUCCACCGGAAGUGGUGUGAGAGAGAUUUCUCCCUUCAGCCUCUUAGAACAGGUCUCCAAUGGCCAUGCUGUUCUUAAGGGCGAGCUCGCAGAACUUUGCUCUGUGCAGCCGUCUUCUAUCCUCGACGCAUAUCCAUGUACUCCCUUCCAAGAACGAGUAAUGACUCUUGGUGCAUCAAUAAGAGACUCGCUUGUUGCUCACUUCAUCCACCGCCUGGAUCCCGCGGUCGAUCUUGAGGCCCUGCGUUGGGCUAUCGAUGCGGAGUCAAGCGCAAAUCCUCUACUGCGAACGCGGAUUGUCCAGAGUGGCGAAGUGGACAGUUUGCAGGUCGUUGUCGAUACUUUUACACCUUGUCUGCGMUUCCCGACCUCAGAUGCAUUCGCAGAAAGUGUGCCUUUGAGACAUGUGGAGUUUGGGACGCCAUUGACGUCCAUAUCUGUCAUUGACUCCGAUCCAUCAGGAAUUGCAUACAUGGCGCUCAUAGCUCAUCAUGCAGUCUUCGAUGGAUGGUCCAUCUCCCUUCUCCUCGAUAGGAUAUGCACGGCCUACCGUCUCCAGAAGAGCUCAUCUCCUCCUUCACCACCUCAAUUCCAGAAGUAUAUCCGCUAUCUCAUGGAAAUCGACAAAGAUACAGACAAGCACUUCUGGGAAGCGCAAUUGAAAGGCUGCUCUGGAAGAUGCUUCCCCACCGUACCAGAGACCGUGAAAGUUCUCGAUGUGAGCUCUGUGGUCAUUCACAAGAUAGACAACAUCACCUGGCCAUCUCAAAACACGCCCGCAGCAAACGUACGCGCCACACUAGCGAUACUGUACGCUGCAUUCAGCGACACAUCCGAAGCACUCUUCUGCGAAGCCUUCACGGGAAGAUCCACACCUGUAGCAGGUGUGGAGUCCAUGRCAGGUCCAACUCUCGGAACAGUUCCCAUGCGCAUCAUCCUCGAUCCUCAGGAAACGAUACAAUCACUCGUCGACCGAAUGGCUCGUCAGGCGAUGGAAGUAAGUCUGCAUGCGCAUUGUAGUCGUGCACAGAUCCGUGAGUUCAACGAGGAUACGAAUCGAGGAUGUGAUUUUACUAGCUUUGUUAUCAUUCAACCUGGUAAAUCUACGGAGUGUGAUGCGGGAGAGGUUGAGCGUGUUAUUAAGGAGAGGGUUGUGCUUGAUGGGAUCGGUGGGAGACAGCCUUUGCAUUUGAACCCCUUUCUUUUAGAGAUUGAUUUGCUGCCGGGGGGUUUGAAACUUACGUUGAGGUCGGACGAGAGGGUCCUCUCAGGUAGUAGGUGUGAAGAGUKUGGGCGCCAGUUUGAGCGGGUUCUGCGACUGAUUGUUGAGCCUGGUAAUAGGUCGGUUAGACAGCGAGAUCUUGAUACGAGUUGGCUUCAUGGAUGA